GCGUUAUCUCUGAACCCGCUCAAUCGAUAAUCAAACCCAGCACAGUGUCGCGGCUCAGCCACACUCUCUGAGGGGCUCUCAUGUUGUCAGUCUAGCCUUCAAUAUGUCAGACUGACUUCAACGGAACAAACUUGGAGAGAUAAAAACAAAGGUCAAGUGGUGCGGAUUGAAGACGAAGUUGAAGGUGUGUAAUGGGUUAACGGCGGAAGGCCUCGCCUCACCUUUAGUGCGCGUCACCCGGCUCCGUAAAGUGGCCCCACCAUCCAAAGCAAAGGGGGAAAAUCACCGCCUCUCGCCUCCGCCAGACGCGCACCCUCGCCUCGGUCGGUCUCGCAUCAUCCUGUCGGUGUCCGCCCCGCCGCUCCAUCACCACACACAGCCACAAGACGUCGGCAACUGGAGGAAUACGAGUGAUUUACCGGAGCCAUGAAGGACCGCAUGCAAGAACUUAAACACGGGAAGGAGACGACAGAGGAGGAGGACGAAGUCGCUGUGGGGAUGGACAAAGGCUUUAUGGAUGAAUUCUUUGAACAGGUGGAGGAGAUCCGGGGUUUUAUCGAAUCUCUGGCAGAGAAAGUUGAGGAGGUGAAGAGGAAGCACAGCGCCAUCCUCGCUUCACCUAACCCAGAUGAGAAAACUAAGGCCGAGCUGGAGGAUCUUAUGGCAGACAUCAAGAAGUUCGCCAACAAAAUACGCUCCAAAUUAAAGAGUAUUCAGCAAACCAUUGAACAAGAAGAAAGCCAGAACAAGGCAUCAGCUGACCUGAGGAUACGCAAGACACAGCACUCCACACUGUCCCGUAAGUUCGUUGAGGUGAUGUCAGAAUACAACACCACCCAGUCAGACUACAGGGAGCGCUGCAAGGGACGCAUUCAGAGACAGCUGGAGAUCACUGGGAGAAACACGACAAAUGAGGAGCUGGAGAGCAUGUUGGAGAGUGACAACCCGGCUAUCUUUACCUCGGGGAUCAUUAUGGACAACAUCACCGAGCAAGCUAUGAAUGAGAUUGAGACGCGGCACAAUGAAAUCAUCAAGCUGGAAAACAGCAUCAGAGAGCUUCACGACAUGUUCAUGGACAUGGCCAUGCUGGUGGAGAGCCAGGGUGAACUGGUGAACAACAUUGAGCGAAGUGUGCUGGACGCCUACGAAUUUGUGGAGCAGGCAAAGGAGAACAUCCCAAAAUGCAAAAAGUUAAAAAAGACAGGAAAACGGAAGGUGAUCCUGAUAGGAGGUUGUGUUGCAGCAUGUCUGACCGUCCUCAUUAUUUGCCUCGCAGUUGGACUCAGUUAGGACUCUAAGAUAUCCCUACAGAGCAGACAGGGCAGGACGGGAUGCCUGUUUCUUAGAGUCAUACGUUUGGCAGUUAAUAUAUACUAUAUAGUGGGGUCUAUAUUGUGCAGUCCAGAACUGCUUAGUAUAAAGCAAGCUUGCAUAAAUGCCCUGUGCACUCAAAUAUUUAAUAAUAACUUUUACAUACAUUCUUUAAUAUGUUUUCAAAACCUUCUUUACAGUCAAAAGUCCUGAGGAACUAACUCAUGCUUUGUGCCUGUGUCAUGAUUCACUCAGUGUACGUUUGUAGUGUGCAUGUUCUGCAGUCUGCUGAGCAGCUUUGCAUGUUUUUCUACAAACACAAAGCUGCAGAAAGGUGGUCAUGUCAAUCUAAUGUCUUUUCAAAGUGCUUAUAUCUCAGCAUAGUUCAUAAACAGCAAGCCUCUCACAUACUUACAGCAUUGAUCCCGAUAACGUUUUCGUCCUUGGUCACGGUAACAAAAUAAUUAACUUUAUCUUGUUUUAAGCAUUAAAGGAAUACUUUUCUACUCUACCAUAUGGGAAAUACACGUUGUUGUUUUGCCAGGAAUUAGGUGAAAGGAUUGAUAAAAAUGAAAGGAUUCUGAUUUUAGGGGGGUUGUUCUGGACUAUUUCUUGGCCUAGAGCAGUGACGUUUGAUAUCAGGCACAUAAAAAGAACUUUUUGAGAAAGUUUUACAGAUAUUAAACCUGAUUAUGUAUAAUACAAAGAUAACAUGCGUUUUGGGCCUCACAGGAUUUUGUAGUUUUAGUACCUUGAGUAGCCACUGGGAUAAAUUGGCAACAAAAUGUUUUUACAAUGCAAUUUGUUUUUACAAACCCAAUUUGUGACCAAUGUUUUUAAAAACCAAAUUUAUAUGGAUUAAACAAGAUGGAACAUUAGUGAGUCUACGAGGUUCUGGUAGGCAGAUUUAGUUAACUGUGGACAUAGCCAGGCUAGCUGUUUCCAAAAUUCUUUAUUUUUAUUUUAGAAAUUCAGAACAAUUACAAGCAAAAACUGGGACAGAAGAAAGUGUUCCAGGCCCAAAAAAUAGAGAGAGGUUAGACGGGAAGGAGGAAAACAAAAAAAGAACGCAACAGAAAGAGUGACGUCCACAGCUUACAAAUAAUACAUGCAGAAAACAGACAAACGCAUACAUAAUAUAUACAGACACUCACACAGACGGACGCAAGACAAGGGACCAAUCACAUACGCAAACCGAAGUAAAGGCUGAAGCACAAAGUCUUUCCUGGGGCUCCAUUAAUGCGAGCUGCACAUCCAAAAAAGAAAGGAUCCAUGUAUGAGCAGACAAGUCAUGAGGUAGUUUCCAGCAGGUUAAUCUUAGCAGCUGUAAGUCCAGUAAACACAGCAUGUUUUUGAGCCCUGGAGAGCUGAAUGUAUGACAGGUCACCCAGAAUCAAAACACCGACAGCAACAGGUACAGCAACCUCAAUCAAGGCGGAAGCCCUGGAUGCCUUUCCCUGUUACUUACUUUAUGCUAAGCUAAGCUAACCAGCUGCUGGCUCCAACUUCUUUUUUUACCAUACAUGAGAACAGUAUCAGUCCUCUCAUUUAACUAUUGGCUGCCAAAAUGAUAAACUAUUUCUUUAAGAAUUGAUGAAGACUUUUGAUUCCACAAGUUGGAUAUUGGCUGUUUAUGAAUGUGGAGGAACGCAUGGUCAAAAGACAUGUUUUGCAAUUUACCUUUAAAGCCACUGUGUAGAUUUUUGCA
Etheostoma spectabile (orangethroat darter) is the source of this 3019-nucleotide messenger RNA. It is a transcript of the gene stx1a, whose product is annotated as syntaxin 1A (brain). Gene Ontology annotation, biological process: exocytosis; intracellular protein transport; vesicle fusion. The transcript is spliced from 10 exons. NCBI's taxonomy places the organism in Eukaryota, Metazoa, Chordata, Actinopteri, Perciformes, Percidae. Gene Ontology annotation, molecular function: SNARE binding; SNAP receptor activity. Gene Ontology annotation, cellular component: plasma membrane; SNARE complex; endomembrane system. Bases 427 to 1290 code for a protein of 287 amino acids. The record is from RefSeq and is a predicted model, not a curated record.